This is a messenger RNA of Sorex araneus (European shrew), 9799 nucleotides long. RefSeq names its product centromere protein F (gene CENPF). The record is from RefSeq and is a predicted model, not a curated record. NCBI's taxonomy places the organism in Eukaryota, Metazoa, Chordata, Mammalia, Eulipotyphla, Soricidae. The transcript is spliced from 19 exons. Gene Ontology annotation, molecular function: protein homodimerization activity; dynein complex binding; transcription factor binding. Gene Ontology annotation, biological process: metaphase chromosome alignment; regulation of G2/M transition of mitotic cell cycle; mitotic cell cycle. Gene Ontology annotation, cellular component: nucleus; chromosome, centromeric region; spindle pole. The coding region runs from base 1 to 9111 and encodes 3036 amino acids.
AUGAGCUGGGCUCUGGAGGAGUGGAAGGAAGGCCUGCCAUGGCGGGCGCUCCAGAAGGUCCAGGAGCUGGAAGGGCAGCUGGACAAGCUGAAGAAAGAGAGACAGCAGAGGCAGUUCCAGCUGGAGAGCCUGGAGGCGGCCCUGCAGAAACAGAAGCAGAAGGUGGAGAGUGAGAAGAGUGAGGGUGCCAGCCUGAAACGGGAGAACCAGAGUCUGGUGGAGGCGUGUGAGGGCCUGGAGCGGGCCAAGCAGAAGGUGGCACACGAGCUGCAGCUCAAGGAGGCGCAGCUGAGCUUCCAGGAGGGGCAGCUGAGCACCAGCAAGAAGCAGAUCGAGAGGCUGGAGCAGGAGCUGAAGAGGUGUAGAGCAGAGCUGGAGAAGAAGCAGGCGACCACCCCUUCGGCAGACCUCGCCCCCUCAAACCAGGCGGCCACCCCGCAGAAGGGCUGCCCUGCCCCGGUGACGCCCAGUCAUUGCAGUGGCGGUUCCAAGUAUGAAGAGCUGAAGGAGAAAUACAACAAGGAAGUGGAGGAGCGGAGACGCCUGGAGGCCGAGGUCAAGGCCUGGCAGGCCAAGAGAGCCAGCCCGCCCGCGCCGCAGAACACCAGGACCCUGCGGGACAUCGCCCGGCACCAGGCCUCCUCGUCCGUCUUCUGGCAGCAGGACUGGACUCCCAGCCGCCUCUGCUCGGGCGCCCAGCGGACCCCCAGGAGGAGAGAGGUCUCGGCCGGGGAGCAGGAGGGGACCCCCAGCAGGCUGCAGUCUGGCCAGAGAGACCCCGGCAGCAGCUGUGGGGAGCGCUCCAGUGGGUCUCACCUCCUGGACCAGCUCAGAGCCCAGAACCAAGAGCUCCGGAGCCAGGCCGGCGAGCUGCAGCUCCGCCUGCAGGUGCAGGAGAAGGAGGGGAAGAGCCAAGGCAGCAGGAUCCAGGAGCUCCAGCUGCAGCGGGACCGGGCGCGCGCCGAGCUGGCGGAGCGUGAGAAGGCCUUGGGCAAGAGCCAGGACGAGCUGGCGCGGGCCAACGCCCAGCACGAGCAGGUGGCGGCUAAGUGCUCUGAGCUGGAGCAGAAGCUGAAGAAGCUGGCGGAGGACCUGAGCUGCCAGCGGCAGAACGCUGAAAGCGCCCGGUGCUCCUGGGAGCAGAGGAGCAAGGAGAGAGAGAAGGAGCUUCAGGAGGAGCUGUGCCGGCAGCAGCGGGCCCUGCAGGGCCUGGAGCAGGAGUGCGCGAAGACCCAGGGCCGACUCUCGCAGGAGCUGCAGCAGGCCAAGCACGCUCACAACGCACUGCAGGCUGAGCUGGACCAGGUCACCUCCGUGAAACUGCAACUGGAGAAGAAUCUGGAAGAGUCUAAGCGUAAGCUCUGCAGGGCCGAGCAGGCUGCACAGGCGAGUGAGCUGAAGGAGAGCGAGCUUCGGAGCCAGAGCGAGGAGCUGCGCAAGGAGGUGGGGGCGCUCCGUGCCCAGAGCCAGCAGAGCGCGGCGAGGGUGCGCCACCUGGAGGAGGAGCUGGGCAAGGCCACGCAGAGCUGCAGCCAGAGACAGAGCCUGGUGGAGGAGCUGAGGGCUAAGGUUGAGACUCAGGAGCCCCUGCUCCGGGAGCUCCGAGAGCAGCUGCGCCAGCGGGAGGACGCCACGGCCGGCCUGGAGCAGCAGCGCGAAGGUGCCCAGGGUCUGCUGAGGGAGAGGGAGCAGCACAUCGAGCGGCUGAGCGAGCAGCUGGGCAGAGUGCAGCAGGAGUCGGAGGGGCGGCUGCGGGCGCUGGAGGCCCAGGAGAGGGAGCGGGAGCAGGUGGCCGCUGAGCGGGCGGCGCUGGCCGCCUGGAAGAGCGAGAAGGAGCCAGAGCUGCAGCAGCUGGACGCAGAGCGCGCGGCCCUGCAGGACCAGGUGAGCCGCCUGGAGGCGAGUCUCCGGGCCCAGGAGCUGGAGAGCCGCGAGUCCGGUGAGCGCAUGCGCGCCCUGGAGCUGGACCGGGAGAACCUGCAGGCCGAGGUCCGGGGCCUGCGCGGCGCACUGGACAGCCGCAGCGCCGAGGCUGAGGCCCAGCAGCAGGCCAGCGAGGAGGCGCGCCAGGAGGCUGAGGCCGUGGUGCGGAAGCUCCGUGAGGAGGCAGAAAACCAGCGCUCCGAGGCGGCCCGGCUCUGCGGGCAGGUGGCAGAUCUGGAGCGACAGCUUGGCGCACUGGCCAGCGAGGUCAGGGCCAAAGACCAGGGCUACCAGGACCUGCUGGCUGACCACGAGAGCCUCCAGGCGCAACUGCGGGCCAAGGAUGCCGCCGGUGUUCCUGACAGAAGCCUGCCGGCCUCCGCGCAGCCGGCUGUGCCGUGCUCGUCCUUCGCUGACAGCAGCGGAGGAGGGAGCCCUCCACCCUCGGACACUGGCCACUGCCCUGCCCCAGCUGCCCUGAGUCACCCUGACUUUGCCAGCUUGCAGAACAGGGUUACCUGGCUGGAGUCUGCCCUCGAGUGCCAGAAGCAGGAGAGCUCGGGCCUGCAGAGGCGCUGUGAGGAGCUGGUGCAGGCCAGAGGACGGGUGGAGGAGACGCUCGUCCAGGCCCAGCGGCAGCACCAGACUCUCAUGGCCGAGACCAGCCAGCGCCUCCGCGAGCUUCAGGAGGAUGCUCUGGCCCGCCAGGUCGCGGCGGCAGGCAUGGAGGCGGCCCUGGAGAGCAAGGAGAAGGAGCUGCAGCUUCUGGGCGAGGCCCUGAAGGUGGAGCGGGCUGAGACGCAGGAGCUGCGGGCGCUCAGUUGCUCCCUGGAGGACGCCCUCCGGGAGCAGCAGCAGGCGGCCGACAGGCUGAGCUCUGAGAAGGAGGAGAUCAGCUCCACCCUCGCCCGGAGCGAACAGGAAAUGGCAGCGCUGGCCCGGGAGAACGGCUCGCUCCGGGACGCGAACGCAGCCCUGACGCGCGAGAAGCUGAGCCUGCUCCUGGAGAGCCAGAGCUGCUCGCGCCGCGCCGAGGAGCAGGAGACGCGCCUGUCGGAGCUGGCCGGCCAGCACGCGCGGGAGAGGCUCGCCCUGCUGCAGCGCUGCGAGGAAGCCGGCCAGGCCCUGCGGGACCUCGGCGAGAAGUGCCGGGCGGCCGCCGAGGAGAAGGCGCACCUGGAGAGCGUGCUGAGCCAGAGCAGGAGCGCCUGCCGGUGCCGGCAGACAGAGCCGGAGCCGCUGGAGGGCGGGGCUGCGAGAGGGCGCCAAGCCGACGAUGCCGAGCUGGCCCGGGCCGAGGAGAGGAGUGAGCGUCUCCGGCUGGAGCUGGCGGCCCGCCUGGCAGAACUCCAGAGCCGCCCCGUGAGCGGGCCGGGCGGCUUCAAGCCAGAGGUGCUGGUCCUCGCAGGGGCCCAGCCGCUGCGGGCAGCCUGCGACGCAGACCCAGGGCACCCCAGCCUCGAGGGGAGCCCCGGCCGCGCCCUCGCAGGGGAGGCCCCCGUCCCGCCCCUGGACCUUGAGGAGGAAGACUCGUCUCUGGAGAGUGCUGAUGGGCAGAUGGAGCUGGAGCCCGGGGGCCCGCUGGAGAGAAAGGGGGAGCCCCGGCCCACACUCGUGCAGCCUGCCGCCGGCCCGGGCUCUGAGUCAGCCGCCGCCCAGGAGCCGGCGGCCAGCCCUGGCGGCGAGCGCGCGCUCCUGCAGCAGGCCCUGCGGGCCGCCCUGAACCAGCUGGCCGGGCUGGAGCAGGUGUGCCAGGGGCUGCGCCUGCAGAAGUGGCAGCUCCUCACAGAGCUGGGCGACGCGCGGGCCCAGUGCAUGGCGGCCACCAGCCAGCUGGCCGAGGAGGUCGAGGAGCUCGUCCUUGAGGCCCGAGGACUGAACCACAGCCCGGGUUUCCACCCCGCUGAGGAAGAGGGGCCCAGAGCUGAGCCGAAUGAGUGCCCCAUGGGGCCCCCCAGCCCCAAGGACGCCGGCGGUGCCUGUGACCAGGGCCUGGGCCACGACACAGAGGUCUGCAGGCACUUCUCCGAGCUGCAGGAGCACCUGCAUGGCCAGCGCUGCCAGGUGAGCGCCAGGAUGGCCGAGCUGCAGUGCUCCGAGGACACGCUGAAGGCGGACAGCCCCGUCCUGCGGGGCCACCUGGUGGAGGAGGCGGCCGUGGACCCUGGCGACGGGAGCUUUCUGUCCCUGUCUUCCUCCUGUGUCACAGACAGCCCCGGCCUGCCGCACGUCGGAGAGUCCUUUUACAGAGACCCUGAGCCCACCGGGGAGGAAGCCGCCUUCAGCUGCCCGGGUGGGAGCCUCUCGGCCCCCGGCCCCCGGGAGGACAGCCUGCCCCCGGCCGCGGGGCUGGAGGAGCUGGAGGCCCGCUGCCGGGAGCUGGAGGAGAGCCUGGAGAGCCAGGGCGCGGCCAAGGACAGGGCCAUCGAGGAGCUGGAGCAGCUGCUGGGCGCCGAGCGGCAGCGGCACCUGUCUGAGAGCGAGCUCUGGCGGCAGCGGCUGGCCAGCGUCACGGCCGACAUGGAGUCCCAGCUGGCGGAGGAGCGGAAGCACACGGAGCGCCUGGCGCUGGAGCUCGAGGCUGCGCGGCUGCAGAUGCAGAGCCUGGACCUGAGUUCCCGCUCGCUGCUGGCCCCGGAGCUGGAGGAGGCUCUUCGGGGCAGCAGCGAGGGCCAGCAGCCCAGAGAGCCGGAAGGUGCUUCCCAGGGAGCUGAGGAGAACGCUCGGCCACCUGGCUCUCCCGGGAUGGGCUGGGAGGAAGAGAGCCCACGCCCGCCUCCCGGGGGCCUGCAGCUGGGAGAAAGUUCUGGAGAGGCCCCUGGUGGAGGCAGAGCCCAGGGCCCAUCCCAGCCACCUGCUCCUGCUGGGCCUGCCUUGGAGUCUGCCGAGUUCCUGCGGCCGGAGGCCGCCCUCCAGCGCCUGCAGCUGCAGCUGAGCGAGAGCGCGCAGGAGAGGGCAGAGCUGGUGCGCGCCCUGGAGGAGCGGGACCGCACAGUGCAGGGCCUGCUCCGCCAAGUCCAGGCGCGAGACGACGCCCAGCUCGGCUGGCGGGAACUUGAGAAGGAGACCCCCUCCGGGCACUGGGCACCGGAAACCUCCCUGGGCCACGGGGCAGAAGGGGACAUUUCGGGCCCUGGUGACAGCUUGGACGUGGACACAGAUGGAUCAUGCGGCUGCAGUGAGCGGGUCCUGGGCCUGGAGAAGGAGCUGGAGGGUCUCCGUGGCCAGCGGGACCAGGCUGAGGGGCGCGUCUUAGCCAUGGAGGCGGACCUGGCCCACAUGCAGGCGGAGAAGCUGCAUUUGACCAAGGACAAUGAGGACAAACUGAGACUCAUAACCUGCCUGGAGGGACAACUCGCGGCCUUCAGGGCGGAGCGGAGCUGCCAGCUUGGGCAGGGCGAGGCCUGGUGCGAGGGGGAUGGAGAGCGGGACGAGAAGGAGCCGCCGGGGGCUCCCGAGGCCCCUGCAGGACCAGCUGACGCCGGCCAGUGCCCAAGCGCGCACUGCGCGGAGAUGCCCGAGGGCUCACCAGAGGACGGUGGGGUCCUGGCCGCAGGGCCGGGCGGGCCAGAGCGCCAAGUGACCAGGGCCCUGCAGGCAGCGCUGGCCGAGAAGACGGCGCGCCUGGACUGUGCGCAGGACGAGCUGCGGCAGCUGCGCCGGGGCAUGGAGCGCCUGCGGGAGCGCAUCGAGGCGGACGAGCAGCUGCGGCGCCGCACCCGCGAGCAGCUGCGCCAGAGCGAGCGCCGCGGGGACGCGCUGCAGGACCGCGUGGAGAGCCUGGAGCGGGAGCUGCAGCUGGCCGAGGAGGGCCAGGAGCUGGCCAUCCUGGACGCCGAGCAGGCCCGGGCCGAGGCCGAGGCUCUCGGCGUGCAGGUGGCCGAGCUGGCCGUGCUGACACAGCAGCUGCAGGAGGCCCGCGGCCGAGCGGCCGAGGCGGACGCACAGCGGUCCUCGCUGGAGAGCCUUCUGGAAGAAUCAGAGCGAGCCAAGGCGCAGCUGGAGGACGAGACCCGCGCCGCGGCAGAACGGGCGGCCUCGCUCCGAGUGGACCUGAAUGAGCUCGGGGAGGAGGUGGCAGCCCUGUGUGCAGGCCAGGACUCCUUGGGGGCAGCGGGAGGGCGCCUGGGGGAGCCGGAGCCGGAGCCUGGGCUGGGGCUGCUGCGGGAGAGCGUGGCCCGGCUGCGCGCCCGGCUGCAGGCCGACCAGCAGGAGCAGUGCCGGGUGUGGGCGCGGCUGCGGGAAGGCGAGCACCAGGUGAAUGAGCUGCAGGAGCGAGUGGCCAGCCUCGAGAGGGAGCUGGAGGUGGCCACCAGCCACCGGGAGCAGCUAGCCCACGAGGCCGAGCGUGUCCGGGAGGAUGCAGCCACAGCCGCCGCCAAGCUCGAGGACACGGAACAGUGCUUGGAGGCGCUGCGGGAGGAGCUGGCCGGCGCGAGGGCAGAGCAGGAGGCCCUGCGGGAGGAGCUGGCCGGCGCGAGGGCAGAGCAGGAGGCCCUGCGGGAGGAGCUGGCCGGCGCGAGGGCAGAGCAGGAGGCCCUGCGGGAGGAGCUGGCAGGCGCGAGGACAGAGCAGGAGGCCCUGCGGGAGGAGCUGGCCGGCGCGAGGACAGAGCAGGAGGCCCUGCGGGAGGAGCUGGCCGGCGCGAGGGCAGAGCAGGAGGCCCUGCGGGAGGAGCUGGCCGGCGCGAGGGCAGAGCAGGAGGCCCUGCGGGAGGAGCUGGCCGGCGCGAGGGCAGAGCAGGAGGCCCUGCGGGAGGAGCUGGCCGGCGCGAGGGCAGAGCAGGAGGCCCUGCGGGAGGAGCUGGCCGGCGCGAGGGCAGAGCAGGAGGCCCUGCGGGAGGAGCUGGCCGGCGCGAGGGCAGAGCAGGAGGCCCUGCGGGAGGAGCUGGCCGGCGCGAGGGCAGAGCAGGAGACCCUGCGGGAGGAGCUGGCCGGCGCGAGGGCAGAGCAGGAGGCCCUGCGGGAGGAGCUGGCCGGCGCGAGGGCAGAGCAGGAGGCCCUGCGGGAGGAGCUGGCCGGCGCGAGGGCAGAGCAGGAGGCCCUGCGGGAGGAGCUGGCCGGCGCGAGGGCAGAGCAGGAGGCCCUGCGGGAGGAGCUGGCCGGCGCGAGGGCAGAGCAGGAGGCCCUGCGGGAGGAGCUGGCCGGCGCGAGGGCAGAGCAGGAGGCCCUGCGGGAGGAGCUGGCCGGCGCGAGGACAGAGCAGGAGGCCCUGCGGGAGGAGCUGGCCGGCGCGAGGGCAGAGCAGGAGGCCCUGCGGGAGGAGCUGGCCGGCGCGAGGGCAGAGCAGGAGGCCCUGUCUGCGGCCCUGCGGGAGCAGCAGGAGCGCGCGUCCGGCCUGGAAAGCCAGCUGCGGGAGCAGGAGCGGGAGCAGGCUCGGUGCAGCAGUGCGGCCCGCGUGGCCGAGGAGGCCCUGCGUGCGCGCCUGGCGGAGCUGGACGCCGAGGUGUCGGGCCUGCGGCAGGCCCGGGAGGCCGGCGAGGCGCGCCUGGGCGCCCAGGUGGCCGCGCUGGAGGGCGAGAAGGCCGAGCUGCUCCGCCGGCUGGAGGACGGGGAGCGCAGGCUGGCAGAGCAGGAGGAGGCUGCCUGUGUGCUGCGGGAGCACGCCCAGGACCGCCAGCAGCUGGCUGCACAGCUGGCGCAGGCCGAGGCCCAGCAGCAGCGCUGGGCAGAGCAGGAGGCCGAGCAGGCAGGGCGGCUCCAGGCCCUGCAGGAUGCCGUGGAUGCCCGGCAGAAGGCGCUGGGGGACCUGCAGAAGGAGCUGGAGGCAGCCCGCGAGGACAACGUGGCCUUGGAGGAGCAGGUCAGCACCCUGGUGGCCAAGGACACAGAGCUGCAGAAGGAGCGGCAGGAGCGGGAGGAGAAGCUGCGCGGGGAGAAGGAGCAGCUGGCCCAGGAGCUCAGAGCCACGGCCCAGGAGGCCCGGAGCUGCCAAGGCCAGGUGGAGGCGCUGAGCCUUGAGAACCAGGAGCUGAGGGCGAGCCUGGACCAAGCCAUCGCGAAGCAGCUGGACGAAGCUGGCCAGGCUCGGGAGGAGAUGGCCCAGCACCAGCAGCGGCUGCUGGACGCCGAGCAGCAGCACGAGCUGGACAUGCAGACGUGUCUCGAGAAGUUGGCCUCGAGGGAAGAACAGCUCAGCGCACAGACAGCCGAGCUGCAGCGACUCAGGGGCAGCGAGGAGGCGCUCAGGCAGACCCUGGAGGCCACCACGAACAACCUGCAGGAGCUGGAGAAGAAAGCCCAGCUGGACCAGCGGAGACGCUCGGAGCAGCUGAAGCAGGAGGGCGCGCGAGCACAGGGGAAGAUGAAACUGCUCAUCAAGGCGUGCAAGCAGCUGGAGGAGGAGAAGGAGGCGCUGCAGAAGGAGCUGGCACGGCUGGAAGCCGCCCAAGAGACACAGGCAGCAGGUGCUGUCACAGGGGAGAGCCUGGAGGCCCUGCAGGCGGAGGUGCAGGAGCUCCGGGAGGCCCUGGAGGAGAAGGGCCGGGAGGCAGAUGAGUACCUGGACAAGUACUGCGCCCUGCUCAUCGGCCACGAGAAGCUGGAGAAGGCCAAGGAGAUGCUGGAGACGCAGGUGGCCCGCCUGAGAGCCCAGCCCGCCCGGCAGCCCCCCAGCCCGGCCCCCAGCCCGUCGGGGCUGGGGCAGCCUGACAAGGGCCCUGGCAAACGGCCGCGGGGCAGUGGGACAGCCUCCCCCGCCAGCCCUGCCGUCUUUCCCAAGAAGAGGCGCAGGACGCCCCCAAGUGCUCUUGGCCCCUGCGGGGAGCCAGAGGACCCCGAGUACGAGCCUGAGGGCCUGCCGGAGGUCGUGAGGAAAGGGUUCGCUGAUAUCCCCUCGGGGAAGACCAGCCCCUACGUGCUGCGCAGGACCACCAUGGCCACCAGGACCAGCCCCCGUCUGGCCGCCCAGAGGGCAGCGCUGUCCCUGCCCAGCCUGGGCAAAGAAAACGUGGCGGGGACCCCCAAGGCCUCCACCGGGGGUAGCAGACCCCACAAGGCCAAGGUUGCCCAGCCCAGCCCAGCGGAACCCAGCAUGGACACUCUCACCACCCUGGCCUGCAGGAGUCCCCUGGAGCGGACUUCGGCUGGCAGCCCCCAGGAGGGCCUUCGGGCCAGGCGCAGCCGGCUUGCUCCCAGCCCUGGAGCCCCCGUGGAGCCCCCGCGUGGCGAGAACUGCCGGGUCCAGUAGGAUCACCUCAUGGGACCCCUGGAUGGUGGCCCCUGUGGGGGGGAACGCAGGGGACCUGCCACCUCCCCGCCCCCCUCGACGGAAAGAACUUCUUUAGUGACCCCUGGACAGGGCGAGUAGGAAACCUCUCCUCAUCCUGUUUUCUCAGCGUGCAGAUGGACGUGACUGUGACUUGUGCCUGUCCAUCACUGUGCCAGCUUUGUCUCCCUGUGGGCUGGAUGCUCCAGCGCAGCUCUCGGGGGGCUGCAUAUGGCUCCCGGGAACUAGGCCCAGGGCAUGCUUAGAUGGGGACUGAGAAUUUCAGGAAAGCGCAAGUGUGUACGCGCAUGCAUGACGUGUGUGUGUGUGUGUGUGUGCGUGUGCGCACAUGAGUGACACGUGUGUGUUGUGUGUAUGUGUGUGCAUGUAUGACUAUGCAUGACUAUGCCUGACUGGGAGAGUGUGCGUGCAGAUCCUUGAUCCACAUGUGUGCGUGCAUGUGUGAUCUGUGAUUGUGUGUGUGCACAUGUGCACAUGCCUGGCGCAUCUAUUUGUGUCUGUGCCACCCUUGUCUGCGUGUGUUUUCUUCGUCAGUUUAGCCUGUACAUAUGUGCGUGUGACUGCGGGCUCCUGCCCCGCACUGGUUGGCCUCGGCCCCUCUGAGGCAUGUGGCUCUCUCGAGUCUGGACGCUGCUGCUUCCUCAGGAAG